CUCACCCUGAUUUCACAAAUAUCGAUCGAUCGAUUCGCAAUACAUAAAGAGAAAAACAAAGAGGGUCAUUAAUUAUCAGUGAGGAGGAGUGCCCGCGCACAGAAUGGGCUGCGCGUCGAGAGUAGCGGUGGUGGCGGUUCUGCUUCUGGGCAUCUUGAGUGUGGCCGUUGACAGUGCCGAUACGAGGAUCCUCAAAGGACCUGACUGCAGGGGCCAUUCCAAGGAUAAGGAAUACAACAAGAGAAUGAAGACUCUACUUGAUAUCUUUGUGAGCGACACUAAGAACGUUGGCAGACAUCAUGGGGAUUACGUUUACACCCAUAGUUUCCCCAAUUCCGACAAAGGUUCUGUCACUGGUCAGGCCAUUUGCGACUCCCGCUUAUGGAAAUGGGGUUGUGGGAAAUGUCUCAUAUUAGGUUCAAGUAAUCUCUUUCAACAAAAAAAAGGUGAUUUUCACCUUAAAUUCGUGCAAACGACUUAAUUAAUCACUAUAUUCAACUGAACUCUUUCGGGAUGACGCCUACUAGUCUACUUGUACUAUCCGCGCACAAAUUCUUGCAAACGACUUAAUUAAUCACUAUAUUUAAUAUAUAUUGUCCAUUUUCUAUGAUUCUAUCCAUAGCUGAGUAGUAUUAGAAUUAUUAUACCACAAGUUAAAAAAAAUUACCAAAAAUCAAAAUUACUGUUCCUUAAGAAAAAAUCGGAAUCUAU
Linum trigynum is the source of this 711-nucleotide messenger RNA. NCBI's taxonomy places the organism in Eukaryota, Viridiplantae, Streptophyta, Magnoliopsida, Malpighiales, Linaceae. The record is from the annotation of a GenBank genome assembly.